This is a messenger RNA of Saccostrea echinata, 1291 nucleotides long. Its product is annotated as DNA replication complex GINS protein SLD5-like. Gene Ontology annotation, cellular component: GINS complex. Gene Ontology annotation, biological process: double-strand break repair via break-induced replication; DNA-templated DNA replication. Lineage: Eukaryota; Metazoa; Mollusca; Bivalvia; Ostreida; Ostreidae. The transcript is spliced from 7 exons. The coding region runs from base 30 to 692 and encodes 220 amino acids. The record is from RefSeq and is a predicted model, not a curated record.
UAACAGUAGUGAGUAGAGUACUUAAAAAAAUGGCAGAAUUUGAUGAAGUUGAUGGAGUCAGUGAUGAAGAAGUUGAAGCGAUGACAGCUGGUCAAGUACUUCAGAAGCUGGAGGAGGCUUGGUUGAAUGAAAAAUUUUCUCCAGAACUGUUGGAGUCCAAAACAGAUUUAGUAGACUGUAUGUUAGAGCAAGUUACAGAAAUGGAAGAAAACAUCAAGAGAGCAAAGAAAGGUGAUUUCAAAGUUGUGCUUCAUAGGAUGGAGAUAGACAGAAUUAGAUAUGUCCUUAGCAGUUAUCUUAGAUGCCGGUUGAAGAAGAUUGAGAGAUACACAAACCAUAUCUUGGAGCAGGAGAGUAAUAGACAAGACGAUGAUGUCUGCCAUCUUUCACCAGAGGAAUUCACAUUUGCUAAAGAGUAUGCAGCUACUAUGGAAACACAUAUGAAGAAUUUGGUUCUACGACACAUGCCACCAAAUCUGCAAGCCAUGGAUGCAAAGCAAACAACGAUUCGGCCAAAUCUAGACAGUUACGUAUUCCUGAGGGUAAAUGAAGAUACUGACGGAGUCCUGGUGGAGGAGGAGACACUAGACACAGGAGAGGAGAUUGUGGAUUUACAGAAGGAAGAUCAGCAUAUAAUGAGAUACAAACCACUGUCUGCCCUCGUCAUGUCUGGAGCUGUGGCGCUAAUCUGACUUAUACAUAAUAACUGUAUUGUAGUUAUAUACUGUGGUAUUUAGAGGUAUUUUCUGGCAUGUCUUGGAUUCUUAUUGUGAGAAAUGAUGCCAAGUCAGUUUCACAUCAAUGGAAGUGUAAGCUGUAAUCACGAGACAGACAAACUGGUACCCCUUCUCAGUAUUCUGUCCGGAAACAAGGACAUCAAAUACUGUCUGGAAACAAGGACAUCAAAUACUGUCCGGAAACAAGGACUUUUUUUCUGGAAAUGAAGAAAUUGAAAGGUCCACCUGAAGUGAUUGUUUUUCUACAGGGAAAGAAAGUAUACAGUAGAUAUUUUAUCUCCUGGAAUAUUUCAUUUAUUUAUUUUAAAUUUCAGUAUGAUAGGCGUGUAAACACCCAAAGUUGAAAUCAUUUAAUAAACAGACUACUAAAGUUUGUAGGAUGAAUAACAAAGAACUCUGAUAUUGCAUUAAGUAUAGUAUCAUUGAUAUUUAACAUACUUUAAGAUUUAAGAAAAAAAACAACAAUCUAAAUAAAACUUAUACAUGUAAUAUAUACUGGCAUGCAGUAGCGUGACAUGAUUGAUUUUGAAAAUGUCGAAGAGGGAAUAACUCCU